CGCACAGAGGCUUACAGAGCUCGGCUGCAUCUGUGGUGAACACGCCUAAAGUAACCGUCGCUUUUGAAUGGAACAACUCAGGGAUUAACAGCGGAAAUAAGCAACGUGUUUAUAACUUGCAUGACAUGGACUCCAAACGCCAAAGUGUGGUGAUGGAGCGACUUGUCAAUGAGCUGGGCUCUCUGCUGAAGAUGCUGGACCAUGAGACGGUCAGUCCUGCUACUUCUGAAAAAAUGGCCUCCGUACGAAACAUCUUGGACUCACUCCCACUCUCAGUCAAUGGAUCAGAUGUCUACAUGAAUAGCUGUCUCUAUGGCAACGGGACCAGUUUUGUUGAGUCGCUGUUUGAGGAUUUUGACUGUGAUCUGCACAUGCUCAGUGCAUCUCCUGAGGAGCAGAAAGAUCACAAAGAGGAAGAGGCGAAGACUCACCUGAAUAAAUCUACUCCAACGGACACGCCUCCUCCUCUGCCAACCACCCCUCUUCCUGAUGACUACUAUGAGGAGGCCGUUCCCCUCGAUCCUGGAUCCACGCCUCAGUAUUUCACCACCAACAUGAACACAUCCAGGAACUCAGUGGAGGACGCCUACUAUGAAGAUGCAGACAAUAACUAUCCUGUCACCAGGAUUAAUGGACCUCCAAAAAACUCCUACAACGACUCAGACGCUCUGAGUAGUUCAUACGAGUCUUAUGAAGAAGAGGAUGAAGAGGCCAAAGGGCGGGACCAGAGGGAGGAGAGCUCGGAUGUUCCAGUCAGAGACUGUCGCAUUUGUGCCUUCCUGUUACGAAAGAAACGCUUUGGUCAGUGGGCUAAACAGCUGGUGGUUGUCCGAGAUAACAAACUGCAGUGCUUUAAGAGCAUCAAAGAGAGCACUCCUCAAACAGAGCUCCCGCUGACUCUCUGCAAUGUCAUCUACGUCCCGAAGGAAGGGCGGAAAAAGAGACAUGAGUUACGCUUCUCGCUGCCUGGAGGCGAAGCUCUGGUCCUGGCAGUUCAGAGUAAAGAGCAAGCGCAGCGAUGGCUCAAGGUGGUGCAAGAUGUUGGCAGCCAAAGUGGCAAUACUGAGGGACUGGAUGGGUCCACCUCUCCAAUUAUACAGAGGAAGCUGGAGCUUGACAAGGUUCUGCAGUGUGACAGGCAGGCAUCAGACUCAGACAGUGGGCCAACAGCAGACAAUCAGUCCACUGCACAGGGACCAGGACGGGACUGGACUGACUCACUGAACAGGGGGAAGCGAGGAGCCUUCUCUGAGCUGACGGGGUCGAUGAGCCGAGCUGCUGGGAAGAAAAUCAAUCGGAUCAUCACUUUCUCCAAAAAGAAACCUCCUUUACCAGGAGAGCCUUCCUCUUCUUCCAACCAUCAUGACAACCCACGCUGUGGAUACCUCAGCGUGUGUCUGAGCGGUUCGUGGAAGGAGCGUUGGUGCGUGGUGCGAGAUGGGAGCUUGUACCUGCAGAAGGACCCCGGGGACCAGCGGCCUCCAGUCAUCGUGGUGUCACUCAAAGGUGCAGAGGUGGUGACAGGCAGCCUUGGCCCCAAACAUCCUUUCUCCUUCUGCAUCCUGCAGGGAGGCAACGAGCUGGCAUCUUUGGAGGCCAGCUGCUCAGAGGAUCUUGGACGCUGGCUGGGUGUUUUGUUUGCAGAGACCGGCAGCACCACACUCCCUGAAGAGCUGCACUACGACUACAUCGACGUGGACACGCUCACCGAUAUCCGGCACGCUGCCAGACACUCCUUCCUUUGGGCCACCACCACCGCAGCGUCAUCCAUCAGUGCCUCGACAGACUCCAGGAUGUACGAUGAAGUCUAUGAAAGUAUUGAGGAUGGGGAUGCAGAGAGCAGACCUGGACAGAUAAGACGCCAUGCAUCAUUCUCCAGCAGGGACUCCGAAAAAACUGAACAACAGGCUGCUGUCAAGAGGCACGCCUCCAAUGUGAAUCAGUAUGGACGGUAUGGGAAGACGCGUGCAGAGGAGGAUGCCAGGCGUUACCUGAAACAGAAAGAGGAGCUGGAGAAGCAGAAGGAGGAGCUCAGAAAUGCCCUGAUUUCACUCCGCAGGGAGAAGAAGGAGGUGAAGGAGGAGAUGAAGAGCGUUACAGGUCACAGUGUGGAACAGCGGCUAGCCAAGCUGGAGACGUUGUGUAAACAGAAAGAGGAGGAGAGGGUGGAGCUGGAGCUCAGACUGACAGAGGUCAAAGAAAACCUGAAGAAGUCAUUGGCUAGAGGAGCUCUGGGCCCACCCACUGACACCAAGAUCAGUAUAAAGGCUCAGGGCAGCAAGGUUGAAAAAGUUUACAAUGGGACUGUUCCGGUCAACUCAGCAUCUGAGCUCCGAAAACGCCCUCCGUCUCUUUACGCCUCCUCAAAGGGGAACGUCAUGCAGAAGGCAAAGGAGUGGGAGUCAAAGAAGGGCACAUAAACUGAAUAUAAAAGGAUCAACAGAUUUAUUAACAGAGAAACAAAACUGGAGCUGUUACAGGAGGAUGUGUGAAAGAAGAAAUGGAUGAUCAAGCAAACUGGCACUGAGAAGGAGAAGGAGUUGAUGAAAAUGAAGAUGAAGAGAAGGGAGGAUGGGGAAGGAUGACACACCGCUGCCACUAUCUUCCCUUCUCUUACCUGUGAAGACAAAGAGGAAUAUUUGCAAGUCCAGGCAGUGCAUUGCUGUCUCAAACACUGUAAAUAUGUCUGAAAUGACUGAUGUACCAGUACAGUAUUACUGUGGAUCACUAAGAACAUGAAGUAUAUGUGUUUUUGUGAGUUUGCAUGUGUGUUUACAUUUGCACAGGGCUGCAGGAAGUAAAAAUGUGAUUUUUUUUGUUAGAGAAAUACAAAGCAAAGGGAGAGAGAUAUUUAACAAUACUGUGAGUUCAGUUACCAGCAAAAUGUCCAGAGUUUGUUCACAGAUUUUACCUCCCCUUUUUAUAGGAUGUAUGCCAACAUGAAAUGCACAAGCUAAAGAAAAUACAUUUCUAUCAAAGUCUUCUAUAUUAGUGAGAGAAUAUCACACAGAUUAUGAGGAAAGCAUACUAAGACACUGUUCCUGAAACCUAUUAGUAAAUGUGUAUUAUUCUAAUGUGAAACUGUAGGCUUUUAAACAUAAUAUAUGUGUAUUUUUAUUAUUUGCCUUCUGCACUUUAACUUGUAAUUCUAUAAAGGUCUAAGAAGUUAGCCAAAGCACCAGAGUUAGCAGAAUAAUGUGAGGAUAAAUGCCCAGGUCUGCUCUCCCUUUCUUGUGAAGAAGAUUUGUAAAAACUCACAUACUGGAGUAAAAGUCUUUGUGAAUAAACUUUUUUGUAUUG
This is a messenger RNA of Cheilinus undulatus (humphead wrasse), 3300 nucleotides long. Its product is annotated as actin filament-associated protein 1-like 1. Gene Ontology annotation, cellular component: cytosol. The coding region runs from base 126 to 2420 and encodes 764 amino acids. The transcript has 19 exons. Gene Ontology annotation, molecular function: SH3 domain binding. Lineage: Eukaryota; Metazoa; Chordata; Actinopteri; Labriformes; Labridae. The record is from RefSeq and is a predicted model, not a curated record.